CUAAGUCCGACAAGUAAUUACAAGCUGAAGGGAGACUUUGUAGCCACAUCCUAACAAAUAUGUCCAGUAGCACUCCUAAUGCUGAGAGUCCGUUCAGACAAUGGAAGCGUCCAGACCACCCAAGUACUUGUACUUACCAUGAUGCUAAGUCAAUGAAGGAGUCGCCACAUAGACACGUACCUCUUGCCCCGCGUCCCAAGCUUAUGUCUACAGUGCUGGAAAACAUUGGCAAUACUCCACUAAUCCAGAUCAACAGAAUUGCACAGAAGGAGGGCCUCAAAUGUCGUCUUUUUGGAAAAUGUGAGUUUUUUAACGCGGGAGGUAGUGUAAAGGAUCGCAUAGGACUGAGAAUGGUGGAGGACGCUGAAGCCAAGGGGAUCCUGAAACAGGGAGAUGUCCUGAUAGAGCCGACAUCUGGAAAUACAGGUAUUGGCCUUGCCCUGGCUGCAGCUGUCAAGGGGUACCGCUGUAUAAUUGUUAUGCCAGAAAAGAUGAGUAUGGAGAAGGUAGAUGUACUGAGGGCUCUAGGAGCCGAGAUUGUGAGAACACCCACAUCAGCAGCCUUCGAUUCUCCCGAAUCUCACAUCGGGGUUGCUAAGCGACUGAUGGAAGAGAUUCCUAACUCACACAUCCUGGAUCAGUACAGCAACCCCAGCAAUCCACUGGCCCACUUUGAUGGUACAGGAGAGGAGAUUUUGAAUUCCCUUGAUGACAAAGUAGACAUGGUUGUGAUGGGCACAGGAACAGGUGGGACCCUCACAGGUAUCGCAAGGAAAAUCAAGUCUCGCUGUCCUAACUGUAAGAUAAUCGGAGUUGACCCAGAAGGAUCUAUACUGGCUGAGCCCGAGGAACUCAACAAGACGGACGUGACGUCGUAUGAGGUAGAGGGCACUGGGUACGACUUCAUACCAACUGUCUGUGACCGUUUGUUGGUAGACAAAUGGUACAAAACCCGAGACAAAGAAACUUUUACAAUGUCGAGACGUCUCAUCAGGGAGGAAGGACUUCUCUGUGGUGGUAGUUCUGGGGCCGCAAUGUACACAGCCAUCAAGGCCAUCAAAGACUUUGGACUGAAAGAAGGACAGACCUGUGUGGCAGUCCUCCCUGACUCCAUCCGUAACUACAUGACCAAGUUCCUCAGUGAUGAUUGGAUGAGCCAAAGAGAUUUCUUGGAGAAUGAGAAAAAAGUCACACCCUCAGAUGGCAAGUGGUGGGACAUCAAUGUAAGUGCCUUAGAUCUAAGAGCUCCUCUGACCGUGACUCCCACAGUCACUAUCCAGGACACGCUUGACUUACUCAACAAGGAAGGAUUUGACCAGGUACCAGUGGUCAGUGAGACAGGUGAAAUCAUGGGGAUGGUUACUGUUGGCAACAUGAUGGCACAAGUUGUCAAGUCAAAGGUCAAACCUGCUGAGCCAAUCUCUCGUGUGAUGUACAAGCAAUUCAAAAAGGUGAAGAUGGACAUCUCUCUUGGUCAGCUGUCUCGCAUGUUGGACACCGAUCACUUCGUCUUGGUAGUUCAUGAUCAGCGUCAGUGUACGUACAAAUCUAUGGACGAUGAAGGACCAAAUAAAAUGUCAAAGAAACAGAUGAUUUUCGGCAUAGCAACCCGGAUCGAUCUUCUGAACUUCAUCACUAAGCAACACACCCAGGACAUGGAAACCUAAAGAGAUUACACCAACUUUAGAAUGUUUGUAGAGUUUGUGAGGAAUUAUGAGGAUUUCACUUUACAAAAUUCAUGAAUUAAAUUUACCAUGUUUGAAAAAAAAAAUGGUUACAGAAUUUGAUAGGAUAGUAACAGAAUGUGAUAGGGUACCAGUGCAAAAUCUAGCUGUUUAAGGCUCAAUUUCACAUGAACACUUGGUCAAAUACAGCAAGUCUUUUUAUUUUCUCUUUCUUUUGAAGGAAAUCUAUUUUUUGCUUAUUUUCAUUGAUGAAUAAGAUUGCAAAAAAAAAAAAAAAAUUAUUACAUAAGAUAAAACUACAAUCUGUGUUGUGAUUUCCAUUCAUCCAUUUUGCUUCAAGCUUUUCCUACACCUGCAAAAAUUUGAACCUUAAAAAAUAGCAAUAUUUACAAUAUAUGAAUAAGGUAUUUUGUGAAUUAAACAUGCAAUAUUUUAUGUCUAUAGGUUAAAGUAUAGAACAGAUUGUAUUUUUAACAUCUGCUGCUUUAUCAGUUCAUUCAUUACAAAAUAUGUGUGUAUGUUGCUUAAACUGUGAUUACGAUGUAUGGAUAAACAGUUUAUUGCAGUUUUGAGUAAAUAUUACAGCUGAGGGUUUAAAUUUUUGGAGUGGAUAUGCUGCAUGAUUAACCAAAAGAUUUUGAUGUGGACAUAAUGAACGGUUUCCAUGGUUACAUGACUGAUUACAAUAAGUAAUCACCUGUAUUUAUCGUUGAGUUUAUUUGUGAUUUUUGAUUUUUGAUUUUAGAAUGUUACAUGACAUUUAGAAAAAUAUUCAAUAUGAUCUGUGAUUGAUACAUUGUAAGCCAAUUAAAAAAUUCUGUAUUGGCUUCAAAUUUUUGGGGAUUUUUGCAUCAAAACCAAUUCACUGCAUUCUAUUUCCACAAAACAGACUAUAACAUGCUAUAAUCAUGGUAUUUCUAUUCCUGUGUUAAUUUGCAGUGAAUAGGUUGAUUUGUUUUGAUAGUAAAAUUCAUGAAGGUAAAUUAUGUAUGAAAAAAAUUGGUUUCCGUAUAUUAAUUUUAAGGGCUGAUUUUGUGACAGAGGAAAAUUUCCGUGUGAAGAAUCUCGAUGUUUUCUAAUCACAAUGACAGUAAUAUCACCAGCCUAUAUAUCAUUUAUACUUCCUCAAAUGACACUUUGUAGUUUUAAUACGCAGCCAAAGGCGGUCGUAUAUUGGCGUCAUCUUCUCCGUCUGUCCGUCCCUAUGUCCUGCCAUCCAUUUCUUGUGAAUGCAACUUCUCCUAAACUAAUCAUCAGAUUUUCAUGUAACUUGCUCAAUGUCACUACUACAAUGGGUAGAUGUGCAUGAAGGGGCGAUUUUACGGUUCACUGAUUUUUGAAAGAUUUAUGCCAUUUUAUCUUUAUCUUCAUAUUUUGUGGUGGCGUAUAUUGUGUCCACGGCACUCUUGUUAAAUAAUUAAUCUUCUAGAUCCCAAAACAUUUCAUGUAUUUAAUUUUUGUUACUCGUGAUAAUAACAUCCCGUUUUGUAGACCUAUAAUCACUGUUUGUACCAGGGACAGUAAGUUUAUCUAUCCUGGUAGGGAUUUAACCCUGUUAAUAGAGCAUAUCUAUAUAAGUACAUCAUAUUCCAGCCUGACAUUCUAGUAAUCAUUAUGUAACCUUAGUAUUAGCCACAAUAUACCACUCGGCUAGAUGGAACUUCUCAUAGUUUGAUUGGUUAAGCAUCGGACUAGUAAACCAGGGGUCCCAGGUUCGAAUCCUAUUAGAGGCAUUGAAAUAGAUAAUGAGAUCUGAUACAUUGGCACCCUUGUGUUGUAUCGCUGUAACCCCUGGCAACACAAGGACAAGUAAAUUCCUGAAAGGAUAGUAUGUGACCCUGGUAAACUAUAGCCACAAUAUACCACUUGGCUAGAGAGAACUAAUUUAAAGGUUCAUUAGUUGAUCAUGCGACCAGUAAGCAAGACGUGCAAUGUUUGAAACCUAACAGAGGCAUUGCUGUUGAUAAUGACCUCUGUUGCAAUAGUAAAUAAUUAUGUACAACACAAGUGUUUGUAUAUGAAUGCUAUUGUUCUAUGGGAAAUAAGACAUUGGCAUUGAAUUUAACAAUGCAAGAGUUCCACUAAAGGGAGAUAAUUAAAAAAUAAAAUGUAAAUAAUAGAUUUAUCAGUUUACAUGUGUUGGCUUAUACAGUGUCACUGAAAUAUUACUCCAUCUUAAGCUAUAUAUUAUUGAUAUGUUUUUCUUUCCUCAUUAUACCAAGCUCUUCAGUCAUUUGAAAUGGUUAGUCAAAUAACUGUUCAUGAAUUGACAAUUAUUUCACAAAUGUACAGAUUGUGAUUCAGAGUCUGUAUGUGGGAUGAUCACUGCUCCAAAAAUCAUCAGUUUCUUCUAAUGUGGUUAAGUUGUAAACAAUCAUAUUACUUAGAGGUUUAUUUUUUUAUAUUUAAUGUUAUCAUCAAAUUGUUUGUAGUGUAAUUGAUUGUCAAUCCUGGUUCACUACUUUAAGUUUCAUUUUGGUCCCUGGUUAUGUAUAUAAUUUGGAUUUCUUUUCUAAUCAAAAUAACUUCUGGACGUUCAGAACCAUCUUUGGUAUUUGAAAAUCAUAUUUAAGACAAUUUGUAUGAAGAAAAACCAAUGCCUUUAGAAAGGUUUAUGCUGGAUUACAAUUUUUUUUUUUUUUUUUCAAAUCGGAAAUAAUCUGUACACUUGUUUUUAUCACAUUUAAUAUUUUAAAGUUUAUGGCACUUAUGAUUUAUUUUCUUAUUAUUUACUUUAUUUGACAUAAUUAGAAAACAAAUAAAUUAUUGAGCUGUUUAGGGUCCUAGGCCUUUUUUCCUUACUCAUGUAUAUGUUUGAAUCUCAUGUAUCUGAUACUGUUUAAGUAUGGAUAUAUACGCAUAAAUUUUUUAUAAUUUUUGUCGUGAUUUCAUUUUGAACAAUAAAUAAAAUUUUCUGUUUUUGAUGAAAUUAUAUCUUUUAGAAUCUCGUUAUUUUGAUUUAUUUUGAAGUGUCAACUUUGUACUUUUCAACAUGUUUUUUGGGUGACAAAGUGUUUAGAAUGCUGUUUAUACUGUCUGUUGCAUAUUAUGUUAUAAUCUAAACAUAUUUUUGUUCAUCUUUUGGGGUCUAGAGAAAUACAAGGAUAAAAUUAUCAGAAUUCAUUGGAAAUAAAAUAUAUCAUAUUACUUAC
Molecule: messenger RNA, 4837 nt
Organism: Ylistrum balloti
Lineage: Eukaryota; Metazoa; Mollusca; Bivalvia; Pectinida; Pectinidae
Product: cystathionine beta-synthase-like
Exons: 15
Coding region: 60-1667 (535 amino acids)
Cellular component (GO): cytoplasm
Molecular function (GO): cysteine synthase activity; cystathionine beta-synthase activity
Source: RefSeq, a predicted model, not a curated record